Molecule: messenger RNA, 618 nt
Organism: Leptopilina heterotoma
Lineage: Eukaryota; Metazoa; Arthropoda; Insecta; Hymenoptera; Figitidae
Exons: 1
Coding region: 1-618 (205 amino acids)
Molecular function (GO): nucleic acid binding
Source: RefSeq, a predicted model, not a curated record
AUGAAUUUUCAACACUACGAAGAAUGGUUCAUCAGAAUUCUUCAGACAAUUCCCUCAAAAUCUGUAAUAGUCCUCGAUCAAGCUACAUAUCACAAAAUGCUUGAUCCUGAGUAUAGAAAUCCUACGAGAGCUUGGAAAAAACAAAAAAUUAUAGAUUUGGCAACAAAACAAAACGUGCCUUUACCAGCAAGUGUAACAUCAUUCCAAGAAUUAUUGAAACCCGAAUUGUUGGAAAUGUGCAAACCAUAUUACAAUCCAAAGACGUGUCUCUUAGAUACAGUAGCAAAAGAGCUUAGAGGGGAAGAAGUUAAAAUUCUUUGGUUACCAGUGGCUCACUGUGAAUUUAACCCAAUUGAACUUAUUUGGGCAUAUGUGAAAAACUAUGUCGCGAAACAUAAUACUACAUUCAAACUGCAAGAUGUUCAAAAUUUGUGUCUACGCGCAAUGGAUGAAGUCGACAAAAAUUUAUGGGAAAAAUUCUUAGAACAUGCUAUAAAAGAAGAAAAAAAGUAUCGCUUAAGUGAACCCCAAGUACAACAAAAUAUUGACUCAAUGAUUAUUGAGAUAAACAACGAAAGUGAUGAUUCUGAUGAAGAAUUUGAUACAGACUCGAAUUGA